Molecule: messenger RNA, 2775 nt
Organism: Brassica rapa (field mustard)
Lineage: Eukaryota; Viridiplantae; Streptophyta; Magnoliopsida; Brassicales; Brassicaceae
Product: mitochondrial proton/calcium exchanger protein
Biological process (GO): intracellular monoatomic cation homeostasis
Cellular component (GO): mitochondrial inner membrane
Molecular function (GO): calcium ion binding; ribosome binding
Source: RefSeq, a predicted model, not a curated record
AUCUCAUUGCCCUUGGGGAUCAAGUAUUACCUCUGGAUGUGGAUUCGUCCACGUGGAUAUGAUCAAAAAGUCAUGGGACCCAUAUAUAAUCCAACGGUGUAGAUUCAAGCCGACAUGACUUAAAAAACAAAAAAAGGUCUAUUUAUUAUUUCUCUGUCCUAAAAAAAAAGAAGAAAAUAAAACCCUUUCUGUCACGCCGCAUCUCUAAAACCUCUCCAAUUUCUCCGGCGGUUCUCUCUCACCGGAAAAUCAGAUUACUUCAUCUGUAAGUGAUAUUCUUCAUAAAAGGUCUGUUCUUUUCUAGGAGAUGUACACCUGAUUCCUCUGUUGACGACAAGGGUAUCAAUAAAAAUGGCGUCAAGAGCGAUUAUUAGGAGAAAGAGUCAAGUUUAUGAUUACUUGAGUGUCUAUGCUCGUUCAGCUCAAAGCUUUCAAUCUCAGACGGUUAAUUCACAUCCUUAUCACUCUCUUACCAACCAUCCUCCCGUGGAACCUAACCGUGUUACCAAAGACAAGUCCUUUACAGGAGGAUAUGGUCUUCUGUUACGUUCUAGAUUCCAUGGUUCUUCUCACUUGUCGACCAUCGGUUUUGGAAGUUUAGAAACUGUUCCUUCUCUGGGGAUGAGGUACAUGAGCGUAUCCAUUCGUAAUGCUGCUACUACAGCUGCAGCUAAGAAGCCUGAAGAAGAGGAUAAGAAAGAUGGUGGGGUGGCUAUGAACAGGAAGGAAGCGUCUCCUGAGGAAUGUGACCAAGCUGUUGAGAGUCUAAGCAGUGUUAAAGCAAAGGCGAAGGCUAAACGUCUACAAGAAUCCAAGAAGGUUGCUAGAUCGAUUGUGCAGAGGACAUGGGCGUUUGUUCUCGCGAUUGGUCCUGCUUUAAGAGCUGUUGCCUCCAUGAGCAGGGCGGAUUGGGCUAAAAAGCUUACUCACUGGAAACAUGAGUUUGUGUCAACGCUGAAACAUUAUUGGCUGGGGACGAAGCUUCUAUGGGCUGACACUAGAAUCAGUUCAAGGCUGCUUCUCAAGUUGGCUGGUGGGAAGAGUCUCUCUAGAAGAGAAAGGCAGCAGCUGACUCGAACUACAGCUGAUAUCUUUAGAUUAGUGCCGUUUGCUGUGUUUAUUCUCGUGCCGUUUAUGGAGUUUCUGCUGCCGGUUUUCUUGAAGCUCUUCCCUAAUAUGCUGCCGUCUACUUUCCAGGACAAGAUGAAAGAAGAGGAAGCAUUGAAAAGGAAGUUACUUGCUAGGAUAGAAUACGCUAAGUUUCUUCAGGAGACGGCUAAAGAGAUGGCUAAGGAAGUUAAGCAUUCAAGAACUGGUGAAGCUAAGAAAACCGCUGAAGACCUGGUUGAGUUUCUAGACAAGGUUCGAAAAGGUCGACUAGUCCAAAACGAUGAGAUUUUAGGCUUUGCAAAGCUUUUCAACGAUGAGCUUACUUUGGAUAACAUCAGCAGGCCUCGCUUGGUUAGCAUGUGCAGAAUCAUGGGUAUUAGCCCAUAUGGAACAGAUUCUUAUCUGCGAUAUAUGCUCAGGAAAAGACUGAGGAGCAUUAAGGAAGAUGAUAAACUGAUUAGAGCUGAGGGUGUGGAUUCCCUUUCAGAAGCUGAGCUGCGCGAAGAUUGCAGGGAGCGUGGAAUGCUGGGGACGCUUACAGUUGAAGAGAUGAGGCAACAGCUUCGAGACUGGAUGGACUUGUCACUUAAUCACUCUGUCCCCUCGUCUUUACUGAUCCUUUCUAGGGCAUUCACGGUUGCCGGGAGAGUUGAGGCAGAUGCUGUCCGUGCAACUCUCUCUUCUCUUCCUGACGAGGUUGUGGAUACUGUUGGUGUUACUUCUCUGCCGUCUGAAGACCCUGUAUCUGAGCGUCAAAGGAAACUAGAGUACCUUGAGAUGCAAGACGAACUGAUCAAGAAAGAGGAAGAGAAAGAAGAAGAGGAGCUUACAAGGAUUAAGGAUGUUAAAGGUGGUGAAGAGGAUAAGGCGCUGCAAGAGAUGACCAUACCAACUGCCAGAGAAGCACAGGAACAGGCCAGAGCUAGAGUUCUCGAACAGCAAGAUGAUCUUUGCAAACUUAGCCGUGCACUGGGCAUUUUGGCUUCCGCUUCUUCAGUAUGUAGAGAGCGCGAAGAAUUCUUGCGGCUGGUCAAGAAAGAGGUGGAGUUCUAUAACACAAUGGUCGAGAGAGAAGAUGUUGAUGGUGAAAAAGCUGCAAUGAAAGCAUACAAAGCAGCUAGAGAAGAUAGUGACCAAGGUGAUGAAGUUGCUGAAUCAGACGAGGUUUCCUCUGCUCUAAUGGAAAAGGUUGAUGGUCUGAUUCAAAAUCUGGAGAAGGAGAUUGAUGAUGUGGAUAUCAAAAUUGGCAAAGGAUGGCAGCUUCUUGACAGGGAUCGAGAUGGGAAGGUCACACCUGAUGAAGUUGCAGCUGCUGCGAUGUACCUGAAAGACACACUUGCUAAUGAAGGCCUUCAGCAACUUAUCAGUAGCCUCUCCAAAGAUAAAGAGGGAAGAAUUAUGGUGGAAGACAUUGUAAGGUUGGGGAGGUUGGGAAGUAAGCCAGAAGAAAAUGCAACAGAAGAAGAAUUAAAUUGAAAGAAAGAGUACUCUUAUUUUUUUUUGAAUACCAGAUGAGACACUACUACUCUUAGUUGUAAUAAAGUUAGUUUUUUAAUACUGAGAGAAACUCUACUUCAUAUUUUGUUGCUUACACAAGCAAGUUACAUAAUAGAAGGCGGCUAAGAUUGCGAGACUUUUUGCUAGUUUAUGUUAAAGAGGUUAAAA